AUGGAACAGCGGAACCAGCUCGGCGCCCUCGGAUACCUGCCGCCACUGUGGCUGCUCGCCCUGCUGCUCCUCGUGGCCGACGCUACAUUUACCGAAGUCCCCAAAGAUGUGACAGUACAGGAGGGAGACGACAUCGAAAUGCCCUGUGCAUUCCGGGCUGGCGGGGCCACCUCGUAUUCCCUGGAGAUUCAGUGGUGGUACCUGAAGGGGUCGCCCCGCGAGCUGCUGCACGAACUGGCGCUCAGCGUGCCCGGCGCCCGGAGCAAGGUAACAAAUAAGGAUGCAACUAAAAUCAGCACCGUGCGCGUCCAGGGCAACGACAUCUCGCACCGGCUGCGGCUGUCCGCCGUGCGGCGGCAGGACGAGGGCGUGUACGAGUGCCGCGUGUCCGACUACAGCGACGACGACACGCAGGAGCACAAGGCCCAGGCGCUGCUGCGCGUGCUCUCGCGCUUCGCGCCGCCCCACGUGCAGGCCGCCGAGGCCGUGUCGCACAUCCAGAGCAGCGGCCCGCGGCGGCACGGCCCCGCCUCCGGCGCCAACCACGUGGGCGCCCCCAGCGCCACGGGCCGCCCCACGUCUGAGCCCAGCCACGGAAACAAGAACCGGUCUCCCGGGAGCCCUCUCGCCGCCCCUGGCCCCAGAGUUGCCGAGGCGGCUGCUGCUGCCGAGGCCCACACGGCCACCACCACCGUGGCUGCGGCCGCGGCUUCCUCAGCGUCACCGCCCAGCCAGGCGGUCCUGCUGCGCCAGAGGCACGGCUCGGGCACCAGCCCCACCUACACCACAGACCCGGCCCUGUCCCUGCUCCUCUUAGCUCUGCAUCAGUUCCUCGGCCUGCUGGUGGGGCACUGACUGCCGCUCCGCCCUCCGCCCCGCACCCCUCCGCGG
Molecule: messenger RNA, 891 nt
Organism: Molossus molossus (Pallas's mastiff bat)
Lineage: Eukaryota; Metazoa; Chordata; Mammalia; Chiroptera; Molossidae
Gene: VSTM2B
Product: V-set and transmembrane domain containing 2B
Exons: 5
Coding region: 1-855 (284 amino acids)
Source: RefSeq, a predicted model, not a curated record